This is a messenger RNA of Nannospalax galili (Upper Galilee mountains blind mole rat), 3274 nucleotides long. RefSeq names its product extracellular leucine rich repeat and fibronectin type III domain containing 1 (gene Elfn1). NCBI's taxonomy places the organism in Eukaryota, Metazoa, Chordata, Mammalia, Rodentia, Spalacidae. Gene Ontology annotation, cellular component: plasma membrane. The record is from RefSeq and is a predicted model, not a curated record. Bases 369 to 2861 code for a protein of 830 amino acids. Gene Ontology annotation, molecular function: protein binding. The transcript has 2 exons.
GGGGAAACCACCGCCACCGCGGCGCUCCAGGGACCAGGGCGCGCGCGCUCUGCUCCCGGGUGACCGAGUCUGCAGCCCCGGGGACGCACCCGGGUCCAGCUGGGACAACUUCAGGCAGAAGAGCUGGGUGAAGCCGCCAGUAUACACAGGCCCAUGGGAAAGCAGGCCAUGCUCACCUCAGGACAGGGGUGGACGACCAGGGGUGGCGAGCCUUGAGGGAGUCGCCCUCCCUUCCAGCACUCACACCAUGCGGCUUGGGACAGGACAUCUCUGACAGUGCAGACAGCUCCCCAUCACACCCCUAAAGUCCCCUGGGGGAAGCCACUUCCCAGCCCCCCAUCCUGUCCCCACAGGUGGAGUCCCCUAAGAUGGCUGGGCACAGGUGGGGAGCACUAUGGGUGUUUGUGGCAGCCGCCACCCUUCUCCACUCAGGAGGGUUGGCCCAGGGUGACUGCUGGCUGAUCGAGGGCGACAAGGGCUUCGUGUGGCUGGCCAUCUGCAGCCAGAACCAGCCUCCCUAUGAAGCCAUCCCUCAACAGAUCAACAACACCAUUGUGGAUCUGCGGCUCAACGAAAACCGCAUCCGCAGCGUGCAGUACGCCUCACUGAGCCGCUUUGGGAACCUCACGUACCUCAACCUCACCAAGAACGAGAUAGGCUACAUCGAGGACGGGGCCUUCUCAGGUCAGUUCAACCUCCAGGUGCUGCAGCUGGGUUACAAUCGGCUACGCAACCUCACGGAGGGCAUGCUGCGGGGCCUGAGCAAGCUGGAGUACCUGUACCUGCAGGCCAAUCUCAUCGAGGUGGUGAUGGCCAGCGCCUUUUGGGAGUGUCCCAACAUCAUCAACAUUGACCUGUCCAUGAACCGUAUCCAGCAGCUGGGCAGUGGCACCUUUGCGGGCCUGACCAAGCUCUCAGUGUGUGAACUGUACAGUAACCCAUUCUACUGCUCCUGUGAGCUGCUGGGCUUCCUGCGCUGGCUGGCCGCCUUCACCAACGCCACGCAGACCCAUGACCGAGUGCAGUGUGAGUCGCCACCUGUCUACGCAGGCUACUUCCUACUGGGACAGGGCCGCCAUGGCCAUCAGCGUAGCAUCCUUAGCAAACUGCAGUCCGUGUGCACUGAUGACUCCUAUGGGGCUGAGGUACUGGGGCCACCCCGCCCGGUGCCAGGCCGCUCACAGCCUGGACACUCACCACCACCAUCUCCACCACCUGAGCCCAGUGACACGCCCUGUGCAGAUGACGAGUGUUUCUCAGGCGAUGGCACUACCCCACUGGUGGUCCUGACCACCUUGGCCACGCAGGCGGAGGCUCGUCCCUUCAUGAAGGUCAAGCAAUUGACCCAGAACUCAGCCACCAUCAUGGUACAACUGCCCAGCCCAUUCAACCGCAUGUACACACUAGAACACUAUAACAACAGCAAGCCUUUCACUGUGUCCAAGCUGACACAGCCCCAGGAGGAGAUCCGGCUCACCAACCUGUACACACUCACCAACUAUACGUAUUGCGUGGUCUCCACCAGCUCGGGCACACAUCACAACCACACCUGCCUUACCAUCGGCCUGCCCAAGCCACCCAGCCCUGCCAGCCCUAUGCCCAGCCCCUCUACAGCCACUCAUUACAUCAUGACCAUCCUGGGCUGCCUCUUUGGCAUGGUGCUGGUCCUGGGCGCUGUCUACUACUGUCUGCGCAAGCGGAGGAGGCAGGAAGAAAAACACAAAAAAGCGGUGGCUGCGGCUGCGGCAGGGAGCCUCAAAAAAACCAUCAUUGAACUAAAGUAUGGGCCUGAGAUAGAGGCGCCUGGGCUGGCCCCGCUGUCCCAGGGCCCACUGCUGGGGCCUGAAGCUGUGACUCGCAUCCCAUACCUACCGGCCAGCAGCGGUGAUAUGGAACAGUACAAGUUGGUAGAAAGCAGUGAGACUCCCAAGGCCACCAAGGGCAACUACAUCGAGGUGAGGACUGGAGAGCCCCCAGAACGCAGGGGCUGUGAGCUCAGCCGGCCAGGCCCUGAAAGCCAGGGCUCAGUGGCUGAGAUUUCUACCAUCGCUAAGGAGGUGGACAAGGUCAACCAGAUCAUUAACAACUGUAUUGAUGCACUCAAAUCCGAGUCCACCUCCUUCCAGGGUACCAAAUCCGGGGCAGUGUCUGCUGCUGAGCCUCAGUUGGUAUUGCUGUCUGAGCCUCUGGCCAGCAAGCACAGCUUCCUGUCCCCUGUGUACAAGGAUGCCUUUGGCCACAGUGGCCUGCAGCGACACCACAGUGUGGAGGCCGCCUCCGGGCCCCCAAGGGCCAGCACCUCCUCCAGUGGCUCCACACGCAGCCCUCGCACCUUCCGGGCUGAGGCAACCGGCACACACAAGGCCCCGGCCACUGGGACCAAAUACAUCGAAAAGAGUUCACCCGUGCCCGAGACCAUCCUCACUGUGACACCCACAGCCGCUGUGCUGAGGGCAGAGGCCGACAAGGGUCGCCAGUACGGCGAGCAUCGGCACUCGUACCCGGGCUCCCACCCAGCCGAGCCACCUGCUCCACCACCACCUCCACCGGCUCAUGAGGGUCUGGGUGGCCGCAAGGCAUCCAUCCUCGAGCCCCUGACACGAUCACGACCCCGUGACCUUGCCUACUCACAGCUGUCCCCACAGUACCACAACCUGAGCUAUUCGUCCUCCCCGGAAUACACCUGUAGAGCAUCCCCGAGCAUCUGGGAGCGGCUCAGAUUGAGCCGCCGGAGGCACAAAGAUGAUGAAUUCAUGGCUGCUGGCCACGCUCUGCGCAAGAAGGUCCAGUUCGCCAAAGACGAAGACCUGCAUGACAUCUUAGACUACUGGAAGGGGGUGUCUGCCCAGCACAAGUCCUGAGCCUCCUUCCACCCUCCGCAGGGCCCAGGGCAACCUGCUCAUCCUUGCCCUCUCCGAAACUCGUGAUGCCCAUUGGACCAAAAAAGAACACAAGAUCCACCGCAGCUAUCCUUGACUCAGAGAAGCAACACAAAACCCAACAUACGCACAGCAGGGGCUGCUGUGCUCAGCACUGAGCCCCGAACGGACAGUGUGAGAGGCCCCAGAUGGCUGUGACAGUUGCUAUGCUGAUCUUCAUGGGAACUGCGUUGUGUCCACCAUCGGGGCAAGCAAGCGACCUACACACACACACACACACACACACACACACACACACACAUACUACACAUGGGACUUCAGAAAACUGUGUCUUAUGGGUGGGGGUGGGGGAGGGGAUUUUUUCAUUAUUUUGAUUUCUUUACCUUCCUCCUCUA